CCUCCCAUCAACAAGAAGCUAAAGUAACCACUCAACCAGCUUAUCUUCCCAAUGGCCAAAGAGAGAAAGGUGAAACAAGAAGAAGAAGAAGCUCCAAUCCAUGGAGACAUCUUAGAGACCAUACUGUCGCACGUGCCUCUUAUCGACCUCGCGCCUUCAUGUCACGUUUCCAAGACAUGGGAACGCGCCGUUACCUCGUCUCUCCGACACUUGAACCCAACAAAGCCGUGGCUCGUUGUCCACACUCAGAGCACUCGAUCCCCGUACGCCACGACCAUGCAUGCGUACGACCCACGCUCGAGCGUGUGGGUGGAGAUCCAGCAGCCGUCGAUCAAUUACGUCUCUGCCCUCCGAUCGUCGCACUCCACCCUCCUCUACAUGUUGUCACCGUUCAAGAUUUCCUUCUCCGUCGACCCGCUAAACCUGACGUGGCACCGGGCCGACGCCUCGCUCGUGUGGCGACCCGACCCAAUUGUCGCGCUGGUGGGCCACCGCAUCGUGGUGGCGGGCGGCACGUGCGACUUCGGGGAAGACCCACUCGCGAUGGAGACCUACGACCUGAGGACCCGCACGUGGGACACGUGCGGAUCGAUGCCCUCGAUCCUGAAGGACUCCGCAGCUUCGACGUGGCUCUCGGUGGCCGUGGACGAGCACAGAAUGUACUUGACGGAGAAAAGUAGCGGUGUGACGCACGUGUUCAAUCCCAGCACCAAGACCUGGCAAGGACCGUUCGAUCUGCGGCCCGGUAAGCAAGUUUUCUCCUCCUUGAUCGGGUUCGUCAGCGACCGCAUGGUUCUGGUGGGUCUAAUCGGAGACGCCGAGAAUGUAAAAGGCGUAAAAUUGUGGGAAGUGGAGGGUGAAAUGUCAGAGUUGAAGUUGAAGGAGAUGGGUGAGAUGCCAACGGAGCUUGUGGAAAAGCUGAAGGGUGAGAGCCCUUGUGUGACGUCGAUUGCUAUGACUUCGAUGGGCGAUUACGCGUAUUUGCACAAUCCCUCGGAUCCUGGGGAGUUGAUUUUGUGCGAGGUGGCGGACGGUGUGUGCAAGUGGGGGAGUUUACGUAAUGCGGUGGUGAACGAUGCGACUCGGAUGCGGAAUUUAGUGUUCACGUGUUCGAACGUAGGACUCGGCGAUGUGGAGGACUCACUCCGGUCUGGGCGUCGGAGACAUGGAGUAAUAGAUUCGUAAUGGGAUACGUGGCACAGGACGAUUGCUCAACCGGAGGAGUUUCCACUUUCCCCCUUCUUUUUUAUUUUUUUAAUCUUUUAAUUUGUUUAUUUAUUUUGGGUCCAGUUUGGGCCGAAGUUACCAACGACCCGGCCCCUUGGAUGUAGGCACCAGCAGUCAUCUAAUUUAUGUAAAAGUUACGAUUUAUGCAAAAAUAAAAAUGUGGAAGAAAAAAAA
This is a messenger RNA of Corylus avellana, 1401 nucleotides long. RefSeq names its product F-box/kelch-repeat protein At1g23390-like. The record is from RefSeq and is a predicted model, not a curated record. Gene Ontology annotation, molecular function: protein binding. Gene Ontology annotation, biological process: proteasome-mediated ubiquitin-dependent protein catabolic process. Gene Ontology annotation, cellular component: cytosol; nucleus. Lineage: Eukaryota; Viridiplantae; Streptophyta; Magnoliopsida; Fagales; Betulaceae.